Drosophila eugracilis is the source of this 3191-nucleotide messenger RNA. RefSeq names its product ubiquitin carboxyl-terminal hydrolase 8 (gene Usp8). Lineage: Eukaryota; Metazoa; Arthropoda; Insecta; Diptera; Drosophilidae. Gene Ontology annotation, molecular function: cysteine-type deubiquitinase activity. Gene Ontology annotation, biological process: protein deubiquitination. The record is from RefSeq and is a predicted model, not a curated record.
AUUUUGUUGUUGCAGCCCAGCCCGCAGAGUGAGAAAUUUUCUGCUAUGAAAACUGUGAAACUGGAGAUAAUACCAGCCCCGCGAUCGAAAUAACACCAUCCCCGAGAAAAGCAACGCCAAAAAAAAAUGGCAAAGUUAAAGAAGCUGCACAUGAGCUCCAACAUGGAGGACCUGGAAAAGAUGUCCAUCAUUCCGGAUCUGCGCAGCAAGGGCAUGAAAAUCCUGUUGAAUACGGCCCGCAAAUUGUAUAUGACCGCCGAGGAAUACAGACUGGAUGGCGACGAAGAACUUGCGUAUAUCACUUACAUGAAGUACUUCAACAUGCUGACGGCAAUUCACAAAAAAUCCGAUUACGCCAGCCACAAGACGACGGUGCGCCAGAUGUUAGGCGACACCGAGUCGAAUCGUCGCAUAAUGGAUACGCUGGAGGUGAUUAUUGACUCCCUGCGACUUCGUUAUGCUCAGCAACGGCAGCCGACGGAACCAAUUGCUGGCGACCUAGUUUGCAAUGGAAGAGUAAGUCUGGACUCACCGGUAACGCAGUCCACGGAUUACGCCAAACUGGGGCUUAUUACCUGCCAGGAGCUGUACCGGCGCAUGCAAGAGAAAUCGGUUCUGGUGAUGGACUGCCGACCGAGCGCCGACUAUGAGACCUCUCAUCUCACCUACUACUGCUCUUUCAACGUGCCCGAGGAGCUGAUAACACUAGGCAUGUCGGCUGGCAGACUGCAGGCUCGUCUUAGCAGCAGCGGCAAGGCCUCGUGGGCAUCGCGAUCUGUGAAAGAUUCGGUAGUUCUAAUUGACUGGAAUACCAAGGAUGCUCAGCCUGCGCCCAAUACAGCCAUUUCCACGCUGCUGGAUAUCCUAAAAAAUUGGGAUCCCGAUGUGACGUACCGCUCACCCAUCCAGAUCGUCGAGGGUGGGUACGAGUACUUCAUUAUGAUGUACCCCACCCACUGCACCAAUCCAAGUGUGCAGGCACCGCAGCAAAACAAUAACGUCAUUGAUACUAUCGACGAUAUCGAGUAUCCCUCAAUCCACGACAUUACCAUGAAGGAAGACAUCAGUGCGAAGGACUUCAAACCAAGGCCGGACAUCAAUAGAGCUAACAAGCCCACGGCCCCUCGAACUUACGACCAGGGACUGUCCCGACCUCCCCAACAGGCCAAACCUAUCGAUGAGAUCAUGCGUGAUCAGGCAGAGUUUCUGCAACGGGCGGAGCAGAACGAUGAGCAAUUGGAAAAGGCAUCUAGGAUGUGGAAGCGUCAGGCAGCCGAAGGUGAUGGCUUGAAUGCCACCGAGGGACAGGAGUUGCAUUUUAGAAUUCUCCAACUGGAGAGCAAGGCCCAGGACUACAUAGUGGAAAACAAUCGACUGCGAGAAGAACUUAGUCGCAUUCAGGAGCAGCAAAAUGUAACACAGCAGCUAUCGCAAAAGGAAGUUGAGGCUACGAGAAACAUCGAAUCCAAAAUUCGUGAACGUCAGCGUCUCGAUGAGCAACACGAGCUGGAACGUCAAGAGCGGGAGCGCCUUUUGGCGAUCGCUCGUGAGACCAAAAAACACUACAAGCCCCGACCUCCAACUCCUCCAUCUCCGGACAGAAACUUGGAGGAUUUACAGGACCUCUCCGAUAGCCUGGAAUCUCUAACGCAUCUAACUGGCGAGGAUCCGCCGCUUGCCCCCACGAGGGUGGAGAAGCCGACAUUCGAUAGAGCGAUGAAACCACAGCAGAGGAGUGUGGAAAGAACAUCGCAACGGAUCCGUGAUUUCUCGCCAGUCAUUGGUCACAAUGUGGGUCGCGGAUUGACGGGAUUGAAAAAUCUGGGCAAUACAUGUUAUAUGAACAGCAUCUUGCAAUGCCUAAGUAAUACGCCUCAGUUGACGGAAUACUGCAUCUCGGACAAAUACAAGAACAACAUCAGCAGGAGCAACAAAACCAAUGGCCAGGUGAUCGAGGAGGUGGCGGCACUCAUCAAGGAGCUUUGGAACGGACAGUACAAAUGUGUGGCUAGUCGGGAUUUAAGGUACGUUGUCGGACAAUACCAAAAGAUCUUCCGAGGCGUUGACCAGCAGGACUCUCACGAGUUCCUCACCAUCUUAAUGGACUGGCUGCACUCGGAUCUUCAGACACUCCAUGUGUCCCGUCAGCGAGAAAUGAUCAGUGCCUCGGAGAAGGCUUGGCUGGAGUUUACCAAGGCCAAGGAAAGCAUGAUUCUGCAUUUAUUCUACGGCCAGAUGAAAAGCACCGUCAAGUGCGUAACCUGUCAUAAGGAGUCGGCCACUUAUGAGAGCUUCUCGAAUCUCAGCCUGGAGCUGCCGCCCAAUUCAAAUGUCUGCCAGCUGAACCAAUGCAUGGACAUGUACUUUAGCGGGGAGCGCAUACACGGCUGGAACUGUCCUAGUUGUAAGACGAAAAGAGAUGCCAUCAAGAAGCUGGAUAUUUCCAAGCUGCCUCCAGUGCUAGUAGUUCAUCUGAAGCGGUUCUAUGCAGAUCCCAGCAAUUCGGGCGCUUACAUGAAGAAGCAAAACUAUCUUCGCUUCCCAUUGGAAAACUUGGAUAUGAAUCCCUACAUAGCCCGGGCGGAAUCGCGGGCGGUUACGCCCAAAACCUAUCAGCUCUAUGCCGUUUCCAAUCACUACGGAACCAUGGAAGGCGGCCACUAUACGGCCUUCUGCAAGAGCGCCAACUACGGAAAGUGGUUCAAGUUCGACGAUCAGAUCGUCUCCGCCCUUGACUCUUCGAAUGUGGUUUCCAGCGCGGCCUACAUUCUAUUCUACACAUGGCUACCGCCCAUGCAGGUCCCGCUGUAGGCGCGCCGUUCCUUCCCUCUUCGGUUUUUCACUUUUCGUUUUUAACUGUGUUUUUGUUUAUCUCUCAUUUUUAUAGUUUUUUAAGGUCUAGUCGCCAUUCACUUUUAUAAUUUACUAAUUACCGCUUAACUGUUGCUAUUUAAGACGAUAAUCGCUUGUUUGUUGUUGUCUAGGCGCUUACGCCGGAUGGACAGUAUUACGCAUGGGGGCGUAUUUUGUAUGGGUACGGGCUGCAUUCACUAAAAACAAGAACUUCAAGUGCAUUACCAGUAUAACAAAAAGAAGAUCACAUAUACGUACGUGUAUGUGGGACUAUAGUUUAUUGUAUUUUGCAAUUAUAUUUUUAAACCAAAUAAACGAAAUGAAAUUUCUGAUGUAAA